Messenger RNA from Cryptomeria japonica (Japanese cedar), 510 nucleotides. Its product is annotated as SKP1-like protein 1A. Gene Ontology annotation, biological process: SCF-dependent proteasomal ubiquitin-dependent protein catabolic process. Bases 1 to 510 code for a protein of 169 amino acids. Gene Ontology annotation, cellular component: nucleus; cytoplasm. Gene Ontology annotation, molecular function: cullin family protein binding. The transcript has a single exon. The record is from RefSeq and is a predicted model, not a curated record. Lineage: Eukaryota; Viridiplantae; Streptophyta; Pinopsida; Cupressales; Cupressaceae.
AUGGUGAAGGAAUGUAAGGUGAAAUUGAAGAGUUCGGAUGACAAGAUAUUUGAGGUAGACUAUGCCGUGGCCAUGCAGUCGCAGAUAUUAAACAACACUCUCGGUCACACCGGCUGCACGGAUAGCGCCCUGCCUUUCCACAACGUUUCCAGUCAAAUUCUGGCGAAGGUGAUCGACUACUGCGAAUAUCAUGUUAAUGCCUCCAAGACCAUCUCGGAGAAGGAUGUGAAGAUGUGGGAUCAGGAGUUCGUGAAGCACCUGGAUCAGGCUACUCUUUUGGAUCUCCUAAUGGCCGUCCAGUACCUGGGUAUACACAAUCUUCAAGACUUAAUAUGCCAAACUGUAGCCGACGGGAUCAAGGAUAAAAGACCAGAAGAGAUCAGAGAAAUAUUCAACAUACAAAAUGACUUGACUCCUGAAGAGGAGCAAGAAAUCAGGCGUGAAAAUGAAUGGGCCUUCGAGGAAGAAGUGUCCCCUGAAGUUCAGGAAGAAGUCAGGCGUGAAGUUUGA